ACUGAUGACCCUAGAAUGCCUAGCUUUCAAGGGGACUUGAUUCCUAAUCCCUUUCUACUAGCCAAAACAAUGCAGAAGAUGGCUCCGCCCUGCUUACAGACCCUGCUGAGGUGCCGGUCCUUCGCCAUCCUCUUCCUCACGCCGCUGCUGCUUCUGCCGCUGCCGAUCGCUGUGCCGACGAGGGAGGCCAAAUGUGCAUAUAUGAUCAUCAUCAUGGCUGUGUACUGGUGCACUGAAGUGAUCCCACUGGCUGUUACCUCCCUCAUGCCUGUGGUAUUUUUCCCUCUGCUUGGAGUUCUGAGCUCUAAAUUGGUGUGCUUUCAGUACCUAAAUGACACAAGCAUGCUCUUCGUUGGAGGGCUGAUUGUUGCCAUUUCUGUUGAACAUUGGAAUCUUCACAAAAGGAUUGCGCUGAGAGUGCUGCUGAUUCUUGGGGCGAAACCUGCACUCCUCAUGCUGGGAUUUAUGAUUGUCACUGCUUUCCUGUCCAUGUGGAUAAGUAACACAGCCACCACUGCUAUGAUGGUUCCCAUUGUCCAGGCUGUCCUGGAUCAAAUGGACAACACAGAGUAUGAUAUGACCAUGAUGGAACAAGCAACUGGACAAACAAAUAAAGUGAUCGAGCUGGAGGAAAAGAAUGCGUCAGAUCCCACUUCAGCAAAUGUCAUAAGCAGUGGACAAGACCCUGAUGAUGUCAGAUCUGAAGAAAAGAAGAAGAGGAAGCGGAUACGUAAGGGAAUGACACUUUGUAUAUGCUACGCUGCCAGCAUUGGAGGAACUGCAACACUCACUGGAACAGCACCAAACAUGGUAUUGAAAGGCCAGAUGAAUCAGUUAUACCCCAACAAUAACGAUAUUGUGAAUUUUGCUUCCUGGUUUGGGUUUUCAUUCCCAAACAUGAUUCUUAUGCUGGUAUUUGCCUGGCUUUGGUUACAAUGCUCCUUCAUAGGAUUCAACUUUAAGGAAAGCUGGGGCUGUGGAGCAGAGAAAAGUGAUAAAGAAAAAGCGGCAUACAAUGUGCUGAAGACAGAAUUGAAGAAGUUAGGCCCUAUCUCUUAUGCUGAAUUCAAUGUCCUCCUAAUGUUUAUUUCUCUGGUUCUCUUGUGGUUUUCCAGACACCCAGGCUUUGUAAAAGGCUGGGCCGCUGCGCUCUUCCCAGGAGGAGAAAAGUAUAUCACUGAUUCUGCUCCUGCUAUAUUUAUUGCCUUGCUACUCUUUAUCCUUCCUGCUAACAAACCCAAAUUCACAAGCUGGAAUGCAAGCACGUCUGAUCCUGAACAGACUAAAGAAGAUACAAAAAAGCCAUUAGCCCCGCUGCUAGAGUGGAAUGUGGUUCAAAGGAAGAUGCCCUGGAGCGUUGUGCUGCUGCUGGGAGGAGGUUUUGCAUUGGCCGAUGCAAGCGCAAAAUCUGGGCUCUCAGUUUGGCUGGGUCGUCAAAUGACUCCAUUAGGACACAUCCCACCAUGGGCCACUGCAACGGUAAUUUCGCUUACAGUAGCUGUCUUCACAGAAUGCACCAGCAAUGUUGCCACAGCCACCCUCUUCCUACCUGUCUUUGCAUCCAUGGCUACAUCUGUCAAAAUCAAUCCUUUGUAUCUUAUGCUGCCUGGUACUCUUAGUGCUUCGCUUGCCUUCAUGCUACCUGUUGCAACACCACCAAAUGCAAUAGUGUUUUCCUAUGGCCACAUCCAUGUUUUGGAUAUGGUUAAAGCUGGAAUAGUGAUGAACAUUAUUGGAGUCUUCUGUGUCUCAGUGGCCAUCAACACGUGGGGAAGACCUAUGUUUGGGCUGGACACAUUCCCAGCAUGGGCAAACACCACAGUUAUCCCGUGA
Molecule: messenger RNA, 1833 nt
Organism: Melopsittacus undulatus (budgerigar)
Lineage: Eukaryota; Metazoa; Chordata; Aves; Psittaciformes; Psittaculidae
Gene: SLC13A5
Product: solute carrier family 13 member 5
Exons: 13
Coding region: 16-1833 (605 amino acids)
Biological process (GO): transmembrane transport; citrate transport
Cellular component (GO): membrane
Molecular function (GO): succinate transmembrane transporter activity; citrate transmembrane transporter activity; sodium:dicarboxylate symporter activity
Source: RefSeq, a predicted model, not a curated record